GGUGUUCUGUUUCUCAUCGUUUGCCCGAGAAAGUAGAUGUUGGAUGCUGCAUCAUCAUCUUACUGUGGCAUCGUAACUGGGCGGAAAAACAUCUCAGCCACCCGCGAGAGAUUGAUAGGAUCGAAGCUCCCUCCCUCCCUCCGCCAUGGCAGAUGCCUCGGUUUUCACCUACGAUGAGAAGACGUUCGCCGUCACCCAAUCCAUGAAGGAUGCUUAUAACGACAAUGGAUAUGUUCUUAUCAGAAAUGUACUAAAUGAUGCCGAGAUGACGAAGCUGAAGGCUGGCCUGGAAAGCCCUGGAAUCCAGAAACAUGCCUACAACACGUCUGAUGGCUCUAGGGAUACCAGAAUGGUCCUUUGGUUCCACUGUGGGGAUGACAUGACAGGGGCUGUUGCCAGCUGUGAGAAAAUUGCCGGCACAAUGGAGAAGUUAAUGGGAGGUGAUGAAGUGUAUCAUCUCAGCAGUAAAUUACUUAUGAAAGCCCCGCAAACAGGAGGGUCGUUCCUCUGGCAUCAGGACUACGGAUACUUUUAUAAGUGGGGAUACAUGUACCCAAACAAUGCAUCGGUUUUCAUCGCCAUUGAUGACUGCAAUCUUGAUAAUGGCUGUCUUCAGGUGCUGCGAGGAUCCCACAAGAUGGGGAGAGUGGACCACAUUCCAGUGGGUAAACAACUUUCGGCAGACCCUGAGCGAGUUGAAGAGGCUAAGAAGCGCUUGGACCUGAUAGCAGUGGAUAUGAAGGCAGGUGACGUACUGUAUUUUAACAGCAAUUUGCUGCAUUGUUCGGGGCCCAAUAAGAGCAAUAGCAGGCGGUGGUCGUACGUCAUCGCGUAUAACGAGCGCUCCAACUUGAGUUACAUGACCAAGGGGCAUCUGCAGUACACCCCACAUCCUCUGUACACGCCACUUGUCAAGGUACCAAACUCCAAGCUGAUAACUUGUGACGGUGUUAUCACUGACCAGAAGUGGUUCUUGAAGGCAGAGGAGGACAAAGCCCGAGACUGACGCUGAUGGAAGGAAGGGGUUUCUGUAGACGGAAUAUGUCAAUUUUGCUUCAGCAACAAUGAAACAAGAACGUGUUGCGUAAUCGCUCAGUCCCAAUCUUUUUGUCCGAGUUGAUCACACGUGUCACAUGCAUCAUUAAAAAUUCACUGUC
Messenger RNA from Macrobrachium nipponense, 1157 nucleotides. RefSeq lists its product as uncharacterized. The record is from RefSeq and is a predicted model, not a curated record. The transcript has 7 exons. Lineage: Eukaryota; Metazoa; Arthropoda; Malacostraca; Decapoda; Palaemonidae. The coding region runs from base 146 to 1006 and encodes 286 amino acids.